CAGAAUCCUCGCAGCCAACAUUCACUAGACCAUGUUUAGUCAGACUCCUCGCCCUCCUAAUCAAAGAGUUGGCCAGACUCCAAUCAGAACACACACUACUGGACUUGCCAUCAAUGCAUCAGCUUCCAAUUCAAGAAAAAAUGCACCAGUUUCCACUCCUAAACAUCAUCCCAGUUCUGCGUUGCUAGUCAGACAUGCACUUACUGAACCAAGACAGUCUCGUCUUGCUAGUUCUGCGUCCAUUUCUCAUUCUCCUCUAUUGUCUCGUCCAGUGAAUCCAUUCGAUGCUGCUAAUAUAUCCAUGGAUAAACAUUCGCAAGAUUCAUUUGUAUUUCAACCUGCCAAUCCAUCUCGUCAUCUUCCUGACAUCGUGCUGCUUCAAAGUGCUACCCAUAAAGCCACUGUCAUUGGCGAAUCCCAUCCAGAUGCUUUGCAGUUUAUUCAAGAGACUAAUCUAGGUGUUAGUGCAAUUCAUGCAGUCGUGGAUCAGACUGUUGGAUACGCUAUUAUUGCUGUUCCCGAUAGAUGCUUUGUCUGGCAGUACACCAAGAAAAAUGCAACCUAUAUUCCACCAUGCAUGCAGUUUCCCAUGGGUGACAGUGCUUACAAGGAUCAGCAUGCACUUGUAUCGUUUGUGACACCUUUCUCUAGUGGUGCUCGACAAACUGGGCUUCUUGCUUGUACGGCUGAUGGUCGUGUCAGGUUCUGGGAAAACAUUACCUUCAACCCAGAGAGUUUUCGUGAAAUCAAGAUUCCUAUUGCUCCCAGCGAUUGCGUUUCAUUUUUGAUCAACUGUGAUCCUGUUGGGUUUGUUAUUGGAACGCAGAAUUCUGUUGUUUUUCAAGUUUCCUUGUUUGAUUUGAAUGGGCUUGGUCGACUUACAUGUACGCCUAUUCAACGCUCAUCUGGAAUGUUCAAUCGCGUCACUUCUCUUUUUGGUUAUGGCUCGCAAGAGAUCGAAGUCGGACCUGUUGCUAAUGGCAAUCUGGUUUGUCUGAUUCCUGGAAAAGUUAUUGAUGGACGCACUGGAUGUGAACUAUAUGUUUUGACCCAAGACAUACUUCAAAAAUGGAUACUGUCCAAAACACAAGCAGACAAGUUGGUUAUGGAGGUUGAGAUUCAUUCAGCAAUUAGAAACCAUUUAGCCAACACUGUAUCGAUUGGAUCUCACUAUCCCCGCAUUUGUAUCGAAGAUGCAGACUUUACAAGUCUCUUAUUAAAACUUAUACUGUCAAGAAACGAUCAACUGGCAAUUUUGGUUGGAUAUUCCAUUUCUGAACCUCAAUGCCAUUACUCAGUUUUGGAUGCUCCACCACUUUCUUUAGCAUUGUCCAAUGGAGGUCCAUUUUUUUUUGCUAAUACUACGGACCACGUUAUUAUUUCUACUUUGGAACCAGAUGUUGAUUUUGAAGAGCUGCUACCAUUUACUCAGACUCAUACACAUAUUCUUGGUCUUGGAGUUGAUAAGCCCCGUAUUUUUCAGCAAGAUGCUAAUGCACCUGUAUCUGCUAUUGCUGUAUUUCAUGGAUCAAGUCCUAAUCUUGUGCAAAUUACUGUAUCUGCUACAGCUGUUCGUGCAGACGAUACAAUUGAAAUGAACGAGGAUAUUCCAAAUCAAGAGCGUUCGACUCAAAUUCUUUGCGCAAAAUUGGAGCAAGCCGUGUUUUUUGGCAGCAACAGCACUGAUCGGUCCAACCCAAUCGCAUUUGAUCUUGUUCAGCCAGGCGGUGAUAUUGAUGCUGCAUCAUUGCAUGUUUCCAGAUCUAUUUUAAACUCAACUAGCCAACAUAUUCACUCGAUCAUUGACAUGCGUGCCCAGCUCAGCGGUCGUUUUCAUCGCAUUGACCAUAUCAUUUCUAUUAUUUCAUCACACGGGUUGCUUCACAAGAUUUCACUAGCAACGAGGUUUAAACUGGCGUUUAAUGUGGAAAAAAUUGCUGUAGCAGAACAACUAUGGCGUCUUAUAAAUCAAGUUAGAGGGGAUGCAGAGGCGGUUAAACGCAACAAGUCUCUUUUAAUUUUGGAAGAAAGCAUUGAUAAGUUUAUGACUAGCCAGCUUUCUCAAGAGGAUCCCAUAAAAGACUUUUUUGAGCAUAAAAUUGAACACAUGGACGAGUUUCUCGUGCUUACUAUCCAGAGAGUGCGUGAUAUGCAUAUUGGCUCUGGAGGAAAAGAAGCCCAACUAGAGGUGUUUGAGUUGAAUCGAAUCAUGAUGAUUGCUUUUAGUGCAGCACUUGAAUACAGACAGCAAAAUAUGACGUUGUAUGAGCUUUCCUCGGAAUGUGUUGUUGAAUCAUGGACUGCAACGGAUAAUGUGUUGACUUGUUUGAUUUAUUUGUACGAGGCGACAUUGCAGCUGUUAAAGAGAUCCAUCGAAUCUCUAUACUCUAUUGUUGAAGAUCCUUUGGAUGAGUUGGAUUUGUUUGAUCUUGAAUGCUCUUCUGUUGCCGAUCUCAAGUUUAAAAUGGGCUUUCAAUUUUGUAAGCUGGCUGAUUUAGUUCUUGGUGCAUUUCAUGAACGCUUGGGGUAUUUGACUACGUGUGGGCCGCAGGAAGAGCAUCGAUUGAUUGCACUGAAAGAAAAGUAUAGUGCCAAUUUGAGCAAGAUCAUUCAACCUCUAGUUCACUUGGGACAUGCAGAUCAUGCAUUUGAGUUGGCUGAAAAAUACCGCGAGCUUGAUUAUCUAGUUAAUCUUUGCCUAAAUGUUGAGAACCAAUCGCAUCGUAUAAAGACGUAUCUAGACUUGUUUGGAUUUGAGUUUAGUGAUGUCUUGUUUGAAACUUAUUUGAAAAAAUCAUUAAACUAUAUAAAGAGUACUUAUUUGCCCACUAAACCAUUUCCUGUUUUGUCGACACUACCAGGCAUGUAUCACGAGUUGUUAGUGCAGCCAAUUCAAUACCACGAGCAUUUGGAUCGGUUUUUUUCCUUUUCCAACACACCUUCAUUGUCUUGGAUCCACGAUAUUGUUGUGGGUCGAUACCCUGAUGCCUCCAAAGCAUUGUGGGAUGUAGCGGGAAGCGUGAAAUCUCGAGAAAAGCAAAUGCUUGCGUUGAGUCUUUCUAAACUUGCCGCAGUGGAAGCCGCAGAAAGCCUGGAAAGUUUUCAAGAAUCAAAGUUUUGCACCCAAUUUGAGCGUGCCCGUGAUCUGGUGAUUUUGCAGGACAUAGUGACUAGUGAGUUUAUGGAGAUGAUUCCUAUCAACUUGCGUACGGGAACUAUGAAUGUAGAUAAGCAAACCGACUUGAUUUUAUCCAAAUGCUUUUCUCAGCUUACUCGAUCGCGGCCUGUGCUUUUAAAGAUUGUUCAACGUGCUUUACAAGUGCUGUUGUGUGGAUUUAAACUAGAACUUCAUGAUACUCUGGAGCUGUUUACUAUUCGUGAUUCUGUUUUGAAUGAGGACAACUCUAGAGACCGAUUUCUUUCUGCUAUGGAGCAAAUUGGAUUGUAUCUGAACACAGAAAGCAAUGGGAAUGUAUCAAUGGAAACCGACUCAAAGGAAACCGAACAAUUCUAUGUUCAGCUCGUUUGGCGUCGGGCAUGGCUUAGUGGCGGAUGGGUUGAAAUUCUCGGCAAGUUUCGUCACUCAUCGAUCGAGCAAACGCAUGCUUUGUUACGAAAAACCUCUGUAUUUGCCAUCAUCCACGAAGCUUAUGCCGAGAGUAUAGAAAAGCCGUAUUUGCUAAAGUAUCUUAUUCCUCCACAAAACAUUGUGUCAGUUCCCACACCUACUCUUUUACGUACACUCCAUCCAGAUCUCGAUGAUGCACAUGCUCGAAACCUAUAUUCAGAGUAUGUUCAAGAGCAAGAUGCAUUUUUUAAAUUUGUCCAGGAUUGCAAUCUGGAGCAGAUGUUUAACGAAUGUGUGCGUUUGUGUUUGAUUGAAAUGAGUCUGAUGAUUGAAUAAAUGCUAUUUUUGAAUUGGUAUUU
This is a messenger RNA of Batrachochytrium dendrobatidis JAM81, 3927 nucleotides long. RefSeq lists its product as uncharacterized. Gene Ontology annotation, biological process: transcription-dependent tethering of RNA polymerase II gene DNA at nuclear periphery; poly(A)+ mRNA export from nucleus; protein import into nucleus. NCBI's taxonomy places the organism in Eukaryota, Fungi, Chytridiomycota, Chytridiomycetes, Rhizophydiales. Gene Ontology annotation, cellular component: nuclear pore outer ring. The record is from RefSeq and is a predicted model, not a curated record. The transcript has 22 exons. Gene Ontology annotation, molecular function: protein binding; structural constituent of nuclear pore. The coding region runs from base 32 to 3904 and encodes 1290 amino acids.